This is a messenger RNA of Phytophthora sojae, 270 nucleotides long. RefSeq lists its product as hypothetical. The record is from RefSeq and is a predicted model, not a curated record. NCBI's taxonomy places the organism in Eukaryota, Oomycota, Peronosporomycetes, Peronosporales, Peronosporaceae. The transcript has a single exon. The annotation marks the transcript as partial.
AGGUAUGGACCUGUACAACACAGUGUGGUAUCGCUGGUCACUGGUAUAUUUCUUGGCGGACACAUUGCCGCUCGAGGCGAGUCGACGGUUGAUAUUGUUCGGAUUCUGCAGCGAUCGCUAUGUGGUGCCUCCACGGAGAGCCAGAUACGCUUGUCAGGCAUUGUACACGCGUUAGACCGAGGUUACCAGUCGAAUGCAGUCAACCAACAGAUAUUUGAUGCUGGAAGCAGUAUCAUCGGUACUCACAACGUACUGGUCAAUUUCCGUUUA